GUUAGGGUUUUCAAAGCCUUAUCGAACACUACAGAGAGAGAGAGAAUUUGGAAAGCCAUGGGACGGUACAGAAGCCGAAGCAGAAGCUAUAGCCCAGUGAGACGCAAGCGCUACGAUGACCCUCGCGAAAGGCCUCGCAGAGACCGUCGCUCCCCUGCUCCUUCUGGUCUUCUUGUCCGAAACAUCUCUCUUAACGCAAGGCCUGAAGAUCUGAGAGUUCCAUUCGAACGAUUUGGUCCAGUAAAGGAUGUGUAUCUUCCAAAGGAUUACUACAGUGGGGAACCUAGAGGCUUUGGAUUUGUGAAGUUUCGUUAUGCUGAAGAUGCUGCUGAGGCGAAGCAACAACUCAAUUAUACAGUAAUUGGAGGACGUGAGAUAAGAAUUGUUUUUGCUGAAGAGAACAGGAAAACUCCGCAGGACAUGCGCAGAAUGACGCGCCCAACUGGUCGAGGAAGCCACAGGAGGCGAAGUCCUUCAAGGUCUCCAAGACGCCGAUAUCACUCUUACUCGCGCUCACCUUCUGAAGAAAGGCAUGACUCAAGGGACCGCAGAGCAAGGGAUGACAACUACUCUCCACACCGAUCUAGAUCUAUUUCCAGAUCGGUCUCUCCACGCAGUGAGAGAAACCAAAGGUCUUCAAGGCGAUCUAAAUCCAUGUCUAGAUCCCCUCCUCCAAAUGAUGAUAGAAAGCACCAGUUGAGCAAGUCCCCAAGUCCGAGUGAAAAUGGCCGGAGUGCUCAUGAUGAGGAGUAUGCACGCCGCAGAUCAGAGAGUCCUAAAGUGACUGCUCGCCCCUCCAGAUCUCAUUCUCGAUCUUACAGUCCGCAUUGAUGGAUGAUAAACAUGCUGCUGUUGUCAUGUGGUGCCGUUCUUCCUGUUCUAAUUGUAGAGUGUACUCUGCUAUAAGUUAAACUAGACUGGGACUAUAUUCUGGUAUCACUGAAUGUGAAGUUUGCUAUGUGGGACUUACUAUCGUUGAUACUGCUGUCAUUUUGCUUUUGUUGGAUCUCAUGGCUUCAAAUUUCACUGGUAUGGAAGUAUUAACUUGUAAGGCGUUUGCACUGAAGCUCAUUUUCCUGUUUAUUUGGUUGGAUUUCGUCUUGGUAAAAUUGCUUAAUUCUGUUCUAGAUAUGGUAGGUUUGAGUACGUGGGGUUGAGAUUGAUUAUAUCUACUGAAUUAUUGUUUCCAACAAGUGCAAGGAGCCAACUACUCAAUUUUUUUUUUUUUUUUUAUUUCUAUAGAAUUUUGGAGAACUGCAAUUAGAAGCGCCCGUGACAUGUAGUAUGUAAAUAUCAAAGCAUGUUUCCGAC
Molecule: messenger RNA, 1311 nt
Organism: Ilex paraguariensis (yerba mate)
Lineage: Eukaryota; Viridiplantae; Streptophyta; Magnoliopsida; Aquifoliales; Aquifoliaceae
Source: the annotation of a GenBank genome assembly